Molecule: messenger RNA, 2055 nt
Organism: Cladophialophora carrionii CBS 160.54
Lineage: Eukaryota; Fungi; Ascomycota; Eurotiomycetes; Chaetothyriales; Herpotrichiellaceae
Exons: 4
Coding region: 1-2055 (684 amino acids)
Source: RefSeq, a predicted model, not a curated record
AUGCAGACUCGGAAAGAACCGUGUUUCCAGUUCUCUGUACCCUUGCGUCAGUCCCAAGCAAUUGACGGAAAGAAUGUCAAGUAUGUCGUUGCCCCGUACGGAUCUCUCACUUACACCAAGAAUGAUCGGGGAAAGCUGCUCCCUAAGGCCCAGACCCAGAAUGGGCAUGCUCGACUGGUUGAGAACUGGGGCUCUCCUGUCGAAAUGAUGGACUCCGAUUGCCCUCUGUGCAGGUUGUUUGCCUUUCAUGCCUGCGACUACCAAUUCGUCAACGGUCCCAUGCAAGGCCGGUCUUACGAUCUUUGCCAACUCAGCGUCAAAGUCAAGCAUUGCCGACCACUCAAUCGCAAGCGUGUGACCUCGGUCGCGAAUUUCUGGUACCUUGAUCCUACAGCGGGCAGCCCUCGAUCCAGCUCCAACGGGCAUGGUAUUCUGUGCCCAGUCCUGAUUGACCCCAGUACCGUUGACUAUUCUUCGAUACGGACAUGGCUUUCGGACUGCCGAGGUAACCACGCUGAGGAAUGUAAUCUUCAACCUUCUGAGAUCUUGCCUUCUUUGCAAUUGAUUGACUGUUUGGCGUUUCCACCAGAGGUAGUCCAAGCGCAACCUCAGCACAGAUUCGUCGCUCUGAGCUAUGUAUGGGGCGUCGGAGGUGUCGGAUCUCAAUUUUCAGGCGAUAGUCUCAUCUGGAGGCUAUUGCCCCGUACAAUCCGAGACGCUAUCGUGGUCACGACCCAGCUCGGAUUUCGUUACCUGUGGGUCGACAGAUAUUGCAUCCCCAAAGCGAGAACGCAAGAGCAGAUUGGCAAGAUGGAUAUCAUCUACGCUGGUGCGGAGCUCGUGAUUGUUGCAGCUGCUGGCGAUACUAUCGAAUACGGUCUACCUGGAAUUGGAGAGAGGAAGCGUAUACAGCAGCAGCCUUAUGCACGGAUUGGCAAGGAUCUGUUUGCCUCCACUCUUGGUGAUUUCAACUCCAUAGGCCUACACGCCAUGCCCUGGUCGACGAGAGCAUGGUGUUUCCAAGAAGCCUUGCUAUCUCGCAGGCGCCUGGUUUUCACGGACGACAAAGUUUACUUCUUCUGCCGCCAGAUGCUGUGCAUCGAGACACUGAGUUUGCCGUUUCACAAUCCGCAAGAUAGGCCCCUUACGUCUCGGGUAAAUGCCUCCACCGAUUUCUACAAGUGGCUCACCACAAGGCGCCUUCCGAGCGGGAACCCAGAGCAGAUCUAUGACAUACUGACAGAGUACUCGACGAAGGAUAUGACAUAUGAGUCCGAUGGCCUGAAUGCCAUUGUCGGUGUGCUACGUGCUUUCUCAAAUUCCGACGGCAAAGUCGAAUUCAACAGCUAUGCAGGCCUCCCCCUACUUGGUCGCCCAACUCGAAAAGCCUUCUUAUCCGCACUUCUGUGGUCGACUCAUACACCAAAGAAGAGAAGAUCAGGCGGUUUGCCAAGCUGGUCCUGGGUUGGGUGGACGGGCUCCUUUCGUCGCGAUCGGGGUCUCAGAAGUGUUGAUGACGAUAUUCGGGUACGUUUAGUCAAGCAGGAUGGUUGCAUAUUAAGCUGGAAAGAUUUCGUAAAGUCGGGCUUGUUGAAGGGGAAUCCAUUCCCACUAUCAAGAUAUAUCGAGCUCCUUGUGCAGACCACUUUCGUGCACAUCGAGUACGUUGCCACGAGUCGGAUCCAAGGUGGCGGAGGCUACGUUAUCCCUCUACAGCAUUUCGACGGCGGGAAGGCGCGAUAUGCGAAAAUAUCACUGGACUUCGCUCAAACAUCUUCCCCCAAACUGGGCGAUGAAUCCCAUGCCACAAUCGUCAACAGCCCGACCAAGUGUAUGAUGCUCAUUCCACCGGAUAAUCACCAGAAGCUCUACGGGGUAGGUAUACUGCUGCGCCCCGUUGGGGGGGUCUUUGAGCGGUUUGGAACAGUCGGAUUCGCCUACAAUGGGGAUGUUUGGGAUGCUGAUGGGAACUAUGACAGCCUCCUGGUGGACACUGACCCGAAGGCGACGAUCGAAGGCCUCGAUCUGAAACGAGAAUGGAUCCGUCUUGGGUGA